Durusdinium trenchii is the source of this 1632-nucleotide messenger RNA. Lineage: Eukaryota; Dinophyceae; Suessiales; Symbiodiniaceae. The record is from the annotation of a GenBank genome assembly.
GCCUCCGAUCGCUCGGAGAGUGAGAAGUCCAGCGAUGCCUCGGAGGAGGAGACUCCCAAAGAGGCGUCCAAUUCGCGCUCCAAUGAGAAGGAAUCUCCGGAACAGGAGCUCCGGCAACGCCGCAGCCUGCUGGGCCAGUUCUUGCGGCGCUCGGAGGUACAGGCCUUCUGCACGGAGGUGGAGGAGCUCGGGGACUCCGAGGAGGCGGAGACCUUGAUCUCGGGAUGUCUCAUCCGAGUCAAGGGCUGGUGGCGCAAGGGAGCUCGCUUCGAGCAGCGGCGGGCGACGGUGCGACGGAGUGUCUCCUCCGAGAACGAGGUGGAGUCGGAGCUCUUGUUUGGACGUGAUGAUGGCAGCCGUAGGAAGAUCUCUCUGCGUGGGGUGGCGGUGGAAUCUUUUGCGUUGGAAGGCCUGUUCGGCUUCCGAAUCCUGCCCUUGCCCAGCUCCUCUUCGUCUCCCAUCGAUCUGGCCACCGAGACCGGCGAUCAACGAGACCUUUGGAUGGCGGCCAUUUCCAUUGCUUCGGCUCACAAGCCCCAGGGACAUGUGGCAGGUGUUUUGCGAGUCACCCUGGUUGAGGGUGGCAUUACUCAGGACCAAAGUAUGUCCAAGCGCUUGACACUCGCGCCCAACGCCUUUUUUUGCGUGGUCUCUUGCAAUGGAAUGUGCUCCAGGACAGUGGCCAAGCGGCCCCAGAAGACGGUCGACGGUCCCGGUCCCGGCACUUCUUUGGGCAUCAUCGACUUGGGGGAAAUCUUCGAGUUUCCCAUCACCAAUGAUGAUCCGGACUCAUUGAUCCAGCUUCAAGUGUGGAGCACUGACUUCCGCCGUGGCAGCAUGCGUGGCAGGGUGGACGUGCCUCUCUAUGCCUUGGGAAGGAAGCACCAGAGGGAGAUGCAGCUGAGCUUGCGAGAUGUGGACCGGCCCAAGGGAGAGAACAGCGAAGUGGGCUUUCUAAGAGCAUGGUGUAGCUUUGAGCAGGACCUGGGCUCCUUGUUACUUCCUCGGCCCCAUAAGCCGCCGAAGGCCGCAUGGCAAACGGUGGGGAUCGACAAGGGCAUGCGCGAGCAGUUGAAAGAGCUGGAAACCUUCAUGCAGCAGUUCGAGGUGUUUUCAAGCCGCUUCAUGCAUCAUUCUGAUGUUUCCAGAAGCCUCUCACUCAAGUACAAGCGCAUUGUGCAGUGGGAUUCUCCUGGCGUGACCAUUUGUUGCCUGGUGUCCUUAACCGUUCUCAUCGGCUUCUUUCACGAAUACAUCCUCCCUGUGGCGGCUCUUGUCCUGCUCGGUGUGAUCUUGUGGUACCAUCCAGCUCGCGAAGAGGUACCGAAAUGCGAGUUCUGCGAGCCGCAGGAGCAGCCGCAGAGCUCUAGAUUGAUCUCAGGGCUCAAAGCGCAAAAGAACACGUCGGAGGGAGAUGAUGCAGAUGUGAAGGAGCGCUACGAGAACGAGCGUCGACUGGUGCUGGGGCGGUUUACCUCCAGCCGGCUUCGGCUUUGGGAUCCUCCGCCCUGGAGCGAUAGCUCGGGGCGCAAAGUGGAUCCUCCCAAGCCCUACGAGGACCGAAACGCGAGAGCUGAGAGGGUAGAGCUGGAGGAGAGGGAGAGUGGAGGUCUGGGUAGGGCCGCUGGAUGA